AUCCAAUUGAAAAAGUGGUGGAAAUACACAAGGUAUUUAUUCAAAGAAAGGGAAACACAGCGCGCGGUAGUGGAGAGGAUUUGACCUACUGAGUACUGACGUCAAAUAAUUUAAAUUAAAUUUCACUUUCAAAUACAUUACAUAAAUAUUGAAAGAUGUCUUGUCCAUUCCUUUCAAAAUUAAGCCAAGCUUAUUUGAAGAAUUAUGCUUCUCUUUUGGUCAAAAUGUAUGGUAACCAAUGUCCUGUGAUAUCCAGAAGCAUGAACAAUGUUGCCAGUAAGGCUGAAGUUAAAACUCAAGAUGACGUGUUUGCCUAUGAUCAGUUCUUCCAUCAACAAAUCAUGAAGAAGAAGAAGGAACAUUCCUACAGAGUUUUUAAGAAAGUCAAUCGGUUGGCCGGACCGGGAGAAUUUCCAAAAGCUGUGGAACAUUCAUGGGGACAGGCACCAAUAACUGUCUGGUGUUCCAAUGAUUAUUUAGGAAUGUCGUCUCAUCCUGAAGUAAAAGCUGCUGUACGAGAUGCACUGGAAAAAUACGGAACUGGAGCAGGAGGUACUCGUAACAUUUCAGGCAAUUCUACUCUGCAUGAAAAGUUAGAGUCUAAUCUUGCUGAGCUACACAAUAAAGAUGCUGCCUUGUUGUUUACUUCGUGCUUUGUCGCUAAUGACUCAACUUUAUACACUUUGGCUAAAGCUUUACCAGGUUGUCAUAUAUUUUCUGACGCUGGAAAUCACGCAUCUAUGAUUCAAGGGAUCAGGAAUAGCCGUGUUCCUAAGCAUAUAUUCAGGCACAAUGAUCCAGCACAUUUAGAAGAACUACUCCAAGGAGUUGAUCGAAGCGUUCCCAAAAUUGUAGCAUUUGAAACUGUGCAUUCCAUGUCAGGAGCUGUUUGUCCACUGGAGGAACUUUGUGAUAUUUCCCAUAAAUAUGGAGCGUUAACAUUCGUGGAUGAAGUCCAUGCGGUUGGUUUAUACGGCGAGCAUGGCGCUGGAAUUGGAGAAAGAGAUCACGUGAUGCACAAAAUGGAUAUGAUAUCGGGAACACUGGGCAAGGCUUUUGGAAACGUUGGUGGUUAUGUUGCUAGUACCUCUGCUUUGAUCGAUAUGGUGAGAUCCUACGCAGCAGGCUUUAUAUUCACGACAUCGUUACCACCGACAGUUCUGGCAGGAGCAUGUAAAUCUAUUGAAAUCUUGGCGUCGGAUGAAGGAAGACAACUAAGAGACCAACACCAGCCAACGUCAAAUACCUCAGAAACUCAUUGUUAGAGAACGGUUUCCUGUGGAGCACACCCCCAGUCAUAUCAUCCCAAUAAAAAUCGGAAACCCUCUACAAUGCGGCGCCGUUUGUGAUACCUUACUGAAAGAAAAGGGUCACUACAUUCAAGCCAUCAACUAUCCUACCGUCGCUAGAGGAGAGGAGAAGUUGAGAUUAGCACCCACACCGCAUCAUUCCAAAGAAUUGAUGGACACGUUAGUUCGAGAUUUAAAGGAAGUGUGGCAUGACCUGGAGCUUCCAUUAACGGGACAACAAUGUGGACAGCAAUGCAAGUUUUGUCAAAAACCGCUGCUCUUUGACUACUAUGAGUCGAGAGAAAACCGAAGAUGUGCAGCCGAUAUUCACUGUGAUAUCCCCAAUUGUCCACAACUUGUAGCUAUCACCAUUUAACAGAAGAAAAGAAGAUCACUACGAUAUGGUGUUGGUUGGGUGUAAAGGUUGUUAAUGGUUAUAAUUACGUUCUUUAAAUAAAAUCAAACAUACUGAGACAGGGAGAUAAAAAAACCUUAAGAAAAUUGUUCAUCGUCGUCGCAAAUUUCAAAAUUACUCAGUUUCUGGGUGGGACCGCAUCGUUUUUAGCUGUCUCGGGCUUCCUUUUCUCUGUUGGAGUAUAUUCAAUCUCAUGCAGAGACAAGAGAUAUUGCAAUAUACCAAACAUCCAAUACAAAUCUCAUUAAAAAAAUUGUAAUGUUCAAGUUGUAUUAAAUCCUGUUACC
Molecule: messenger RNA, 1991 nt
Organism: Diabrotica balteata
Lineage: Eukaryota; Metazoa; Arthropoda; Insecta; Coleoptera; Chrysomelidae
Source: the annotation of a GenBank genome assembly